CUAGUCGACAAAAUAACCAAUAAUUACGUACCACAAAUCACACUCAUUCUCCAUCUCUGUAUCUAUCUGUAUCUAUAUAUCAUCACCUUAUCUAUUUUGACCCCUAAUUUUCCCCAAUUUGAAACCCUAAUUCCCCAAAUCUCAAUUCGAUUGCAAGUAACUUUGUGUCUGUAAUUGAUUAGGGUUUUGAGAUAUGGCGGUGUUGUUGGAAGACCUAGUGCGAGCAAUUGAGCUUUGGUUGAAGCUACUGAAGAAACCGGAGCCUUAUGUUGACCCGAAUCUUGACCCGGUUUUACUAGUUCCGGGUAUUGCUGGAUCGAUAUUGAAAGCUGUUGAUGACAAGGGGAAGGAGGAGCGUGUUUGGGUCCGGAUUUUCGGGUCGGAUCGUGAGUUUUGCACUAAGCUUUGGUCCAAGUUUGAUCCUCAGUCAGGAAAAUCUGUUUCUUUGGAUCAGAAGACGAAUAUUGUGGUCCCUGAGGAUAGAGAUGGACUUUAUGCAAUUGAUGUAUUGGAUCCUGAUAUGAUCAUUGGGCGUGAUGGGGUAAAUUAUUUUCAUGAUAUGAUUGUGGAAAUGACCAAGUGGGGUUACCAAGAGGGGAAAACACUUUUUGGUUUUGGAUAUGAUUUUCGACAAAGCAACAGGUUUAAAGAAACAUUGGAGCAGUUUGCUGCAAAACUGGAGCUUAUGUUCACUGCUGCAGGAGGAAAAAAGAUUAACAUUAUAUCCCAUUCUAUGGGCGGCCUCCUGGUUAAAUGCUUCAUGAGCCUGCAUAGCGAUUUAUUUGAACGUUAUGUGAAGAAUUGGAUUGCAAUUGCCGCUCCAUUUCAAGGUGCACCUGGUUAUGUCACAUCUUCCUUUUUGAAUGGGAUGUCGUUUGUAGAAGGAUGGCAACAGAAUUUUUUCGUCUCAAAAUGGCACAUGCACCAGUUGUUAAUCGAAUGUCCGUCAUUGUAUGAACUGAUGGCUUGUCCCGAUUUUAGUUGGGAACACGUUCCACUUUUACAAUUUUGGAAGGAGAAUCUCGAUGUUGAUGGAAACUCCAGCAUUUUAUUGGAGUCUUAUUCCCCAGUGGAAGCUGUAUCAGUUCUCACUCAAGCACUCUCAGUAAAUAAGAUUAACUACGAUGGGGCGGAUAUACCUUUACCAUUUAACUUAGAGAUAUUAAAAUGGGCGAAUGAGACAAAAAAGGUCCUAUCUCGUGCCAAGGUUCCUCCUGGAGUUAAGUUCUACAAUAUAUAUGGCACUAAUCUCGACACACCUCAUACUGUGUGUUAUGGAAGUGAAGAUGCACCUAUAACAGACAUUCGUGAGAUACCGUUGCUCUUGGCCAAUUACGUAUGUGUUGAUGGUGAUGGUACAGUCCCAAUGGAAUCUGCAAAGGCAGAUGGGCUUGAUGCAGUAGCCAGAGUUGGGGUCCCAGGUGAGCACCGAGGAAUCCUUUGUGACCGUCAUGUGUUCCGUAUUGUCAAGCACUGGCUGAAAGCCGAUCAUGAUCCUUUCUACAAUCCUAUAAAUGAUUAUGUUAUCCUCCCAACCUCUUUUGAGAUUGAAAGUCACCAAGAAAAAGGCCUACAAGUUACUUCCCUCAAAGAGGAGUGGGAGAUUCUCACGGCAGAUGAAGCAGAAGACGAUACAUUUGCUAAUUCAAAGCCCAUGGUGGGUUCAAUAGCUGUUUCUCAUAAGGGGGAUGAUCAGUCUCCCAGUGAAACAGCACGAGCGACUCUUACAAUUCAUCCGCAGAGUGAGGGUAAGCAACAUAUUGAACUUAAUGCUGUCGGUGUAUCUGCGGGUGCUUAAAAUAAGAGACUGUUGUAAUGUGCAUGUAAAUAUGUCUUGCUUGGGAUCUAUGUGUCAUUGUUGGUGCUGUGUGCUAUGUCUAUAUUUAUCCGCAUCACCCAAAUAUCUGUAACUACUAAAUACUUAUAUUAUCAGAAAUAAAAGCAAUAAAUCAAAUUGUAUCUGCUCA
Molecule: messenger RNA, 1967 nt
Organism: Daucus carota subsp. sativus
Lineage: Eukaryota; Viridiplantae; Streptophyta; Magnoliopsida; Apiales; Apiaceae
Product: lecithin-cholesterol acyltransferase-like 4
Exons: 11
Coding region: 194-1798 (534 amino acids)
Biological process (GO): lipid metabolic process
Molecular function (GO): glycerophospholipase activity
Source: RefSeq, a predicted model, not a curated record